Molecule: messenger RNA, 1176 nt
Organism: Penicillium canescens
Lineage: Eukaryota; Fungi; Ascomycota; Eurotiomycetes; Eurotiales; Aspergillaceae
Product: Cys/Met metabolism PLP-dependent enzyme-domain-containing protein
Exons: 2
Coding region: 1-1176 (391 amino acids)
Biological process (GO): transsulfuration
Cellular component (GO): cytoplasm
Molecular function (GO): carbon-sulfur lyase activity; pyridoxal phosphate binding
Source: RefSeq, a predicted model, not a curated record
AUGUCUUUAUCAAUGGAGGAUCUGGAAGCCACAUUUUCAUUGGCUACGAAUGCCAUUCAUAUGGAUGAUCGCUAUGCUGGGCCUGAUGUUGCGCCGGCCAUGCACCCUAGCACAACAUUCCGAUACCCCUACAAUCCAGAAGAGCUUGAGCCCCGGAGAACUCUAUCUAAGACCGACAUGAUCUAUGCCAGACUUGCCCGCCCCACGGGAUCUCGACUCGAGCACAUCCUGACAAAGCUCCUUAAAGGAAACUCCUUGGUUUACGCGACCGGACUUUCCGCCAUACAUGCCUAUCUCGUUCGGCUUGGGCCCAAGAAAGUUGCAAUUGGUGGAGGCUACCAUGGGACUCAUGCUGUGCUCGACAUACACCAUCGUCUGACCGGUACCCUCAAAGUAGGACUGGACCAGUUGGAUAAACUCGAGCCUGGAGACGUUAUACAUCUUGAAACUCCCUUGAACCCAACCGGUGAAGCGCGGAACAUUGCUGCUUACGCGAAAAUCGCCAAAGAGAAGGGUCUCUAUCUCGUGGUUGACUCCACAUUUGGGCCACCAGCUUUGCAAGACCCUUUUCUGUGGGGUGCCGAUAUCGUCAUCCAUAGUGGCACCAAGUAUAUCGGUGGACACAGUGACAUCAUGUGCGGUAUAUUGGCUAUACAGCGAGAAGAUCUCUUUAUAGGUCUUUGGGAGGACCGUUGCGCGCUAGGCAGUGUUCUCGGCGGGUUCGAAUCUUGGCUCGGCCUUCGAAGCUUGCGUACUCUGGAUAUCCGCUGCAGAAGGCAGAGCGAAAAUUGCACCGCCCUUGUUGCAUGGAUGACCGACAGGAUAAAAGACACCAAGGUGAACGAAGUCAAUUCAACUGUGCAAAAAAUUACACAUGCCAGUCUUCAAUGCUCCGAUAUGAACUGGCUUCAAAAGCAAAUGCCUAACGGGUUUGGCCCGGUUUUCGGCCUAGUCAUGAAAAGUGAGAAGUAUGCGCAGUGGCUCCCGAGUAAACUCCGCAUAUUCCAACACGCAACCAGCCUUGGGGGCGUGGAAAGCUUGAUUGAAUGGAGAAAGAUGUCGGAUCAUUCCGCCGAGGGCGACGUUCUCCGAGUCAGCGUGGGUAUUGAAACACUGGAGGAUCUUCAGAAAGACAUUUCAAACGGAUUCAAUGCUAUAAUGGAAAUGCGACAGUGA